UCUGCCGAAUAUACUAGUUCAUAUCACCCUCGAUUCUUCUUUCUUCCCCAUUUCUGCUUUUCCCUCUGUGGUGGUAGAUCUGGUUUCUUCUCUGGCGAAGCUUGUUGUUGCUAUUCUUCCGUCAUGCCCCCUGUUGUCGAAAUCUUCGCUCCGCGCCAGUGCCGGUUGAAAUCCAGCUUUUACUGGCCUCACAGCAUCAACGUCCCCACUGCAGAGAAAUUGUUGAAAAUACUCCUGAAUCAUUAUGGGAUUGUCCAUCUCGGAGUCUUCCAAGGAAGAAGUUGACAAAAGCACAAUAUGAUGGUCUAAUUUCUUUUUCCUUUUCCCUCCCAUAAUUUUUUAUUUCAUGUUGGUGCAUACCAUUUACUAAUAUAUUACUUAAUUUUAU
Rubroshorea leprosula is the source of this 388-nucleotide messenger RNA. The record is from the annotation of a GenBank genome assembly. Lineage: Eukaryota; Viridiplantae; Streptophyta; Magnoliopsida; Malvales; Dipterocarpaceae.